CUGCUGACCAUUCUCACUUUUUUCGUCAUUCCGAACAAAGCAAUUGAACCAGAGAAAAUCAAUUAUUUCCUAGAGAAAACCGGACUUCAAAAGACCGAUUUCCACCUGAACGAGGCCAAAAAUGGCAACUAUCACAUUACGAAUUUGGAUGACAAAAGGGACCUCUUUGUCUUAUGGCGUAAAAUGUUACUGAAAAUCACCAACAAAUUCCAACCAAUUUUGCAUCACAUGAAUUGGAAAGAGGGUAAGGUACAGGAUUCCCAAAGGUUGGAUCAGUUUCCCUGUUCCCUCAACGAUACCCGGUCGCCAGUAAGGCCAGUGACGGUACAUCAAUUGCGCCCAGGUGAUAUUGAUGUUGUGGCAGCCAUUGGGGAUUCCUUGACGGCAGGGAAUGGAGCAAUGUCAGCCACAGCUUUGGGAGCCUACACCGAAUUUCGUGGCAUGUCAUUUAGCGGUGGUGGCAUGGAAAAUUGGUCCACCAUGUUGACCUUGCCGAAUAUUUUAAAGGUCUUCAAUCCCAGCCUCUAUGGUUAUGCCACAGAGAAUGUUUUGGCCCGGGAUAAGGGGGCUUAUUUGAAUGUGGCCGAACCCAUGACGCUGUCGCGAGAUCUAGUCUUUCAGGUGCAGGUUUUGAUACAAAGAAUGCGAAGGGAUUCCCGCAUCGAUAUGAAAAAUCAUUGGAAGUUGGUGACCAUUUUUGUGGGUAGCAAUGAUUUUUGCACGGAUAUGUGUCACCAUGACAAUAUGUUGCUGUUUCUCAAGAACCAUGAAGAAGAUCUCUACAAGGCCCUGACAGUGCUGCGCAAUAAUGUCCCACAUUUGGUGGUGAAUUUGAUACCAGCUCCCAAUAUGGUAUAUCUCCAACAGCAAAUGGAAAAUGUUCCUGGAUUUUGCAAAAUACCUCUCGGCUUCACCUGUUCGUGUCUGGUGAAUCGUUUUUAUAGCCCUGAAUAUUUGCAGAAGGCUUCGGAGCUGAUCACACACUGGCAAGCUAUUGAUGAGCAGGUGGCAUCAUUGGCAGAAUUUCAGACGGAUGACUUCGCGGUGCUCUAUCAUUCGUUUAUGGCCAAUAUGACAAUACCCAAGUUGCUGCAUGGCGGAACCGAUCUGCGUUACUUUGGCAAGGAUUGUGUCCACUUCAGUCAAUUUGGUCAUGCAGCGAUGGCAAAUUUACUGUGGAAUAAUAUGCUGCAGGAGAAUCGCCGGGGGGAUGUGGAGUUAAAGCCACCCUUUGAUCGAUUUGAAUGCCCAAAGGCCGAAAGGCCCUUUAUUGCGACAAUGAAAAAUAAAUAUUGA
Molecule: messenger RNA, 1296 nt
Organism: Musca domestica (house fly)
Lineage: Eukaryota; Metazoa; Arthropoda; Insecta; Diptera; Muscidae
Product: phospholipase B1, membrane-associated-like
Exons: 1
Coding region: 184-1296 (370 amino acids)
Biological process (GO): phospholipid metabolic process
Molecular function (GO): glycerophospholipase activity
Source: RefSeq, a predicted model, not a curated record